Molecule: messenger RNA, 201 nt
Organism: Lachancea meyersii CBS 8951
Lineage: Eukaryota; Fungi; Ascomycota; Saccharomycetes; Saccharomycetales; Saccharomycetaceae
Source: the annotation of a GenBank genome assembly
AUGUCUUGUUGUUCGUCGUCCAAUAGACAACAAAAAAGCCAAUGCAACACGACGGCGACCAAUUCAUCUGCUGAGAUCCUAACUACCUGCUCAUCGAACGCAUCAGUCAAGACGCAGCAAUGCUGUGCCUCAAAUUCCAAGGAAAGAUGUAAGUGCGGCUCUGCCUGCGCUUGCAAGGGCUGCAACACCACCAAAUUGUAG